ACGAAGAAAACGAAUUUCUGAGUUUUAAUUUUAAAGUUAUUGAAUCUGAAAAACUCAUUGCGAUUCUCAGAAAGCUUCCAUAGAUUCCCGUCUGGUUCUAGGGUUCCGCGACGAUUUCUCCGAUUGAAUUUAGCUUGGCGGGGGCGAAUCGGAUUCGAUAGCGAUUAUCGCGAAAUAAUAAUGGCGCAGGGUGUAGAAGAAUGGUAUAAACAGAUGCCGAUCAUCACUCGCUCUUAUCUCACGGCGGCCGUUGUCACCACCGUCGGAUGUUCACUCGAUAUUAUAUCGCCGUAUAGUCUCUACUUGAAUCCCACGCUUGUGGUGAAGCAACACCAGUACUGGCGUCUCGUUACCAACUUCUUGUAUUUCCGCAAGAUGGAUUUGGACUUCAUGUUCCAUAUGUUCUUUCUCGCGCGAUACUGCAAACUCCUUGAAGAAAACUCAUUCAGGGGAAAGACUGCUGAUUUCCUUUACAUGCUCCUCUUCGGAGCAACCGUUCUAACUGGUAUUGUUCUCCUCGGCGGAAUGAUACCCUACUUAUCCGCAUCGUUUGCUAAAAUCAUCUUCCUCAGCAACUCAUUAACUUUCAUGAUGGUGUAUGUGUGGAGCAAACAAAAUCCUUAUAUUCACAUGAGUUUCCUGGGUCUGUUCACCUUCACAGCUGCUUACCUACCAUGGGUACUUCUUGGGUUCUCUGUCCUUGUUGGUGCCAGUCCUUGGGUGGAUCUUCUGGGUAUGAUAGCUGGUCAUGCUUACUACUUUCUCUCUGAGGUGUAUCCGAGAAUGACUAAUCGUCGUCCUUUAAAGACUCCAGCGUUCCUCAAAGCACUAUUUGCAGAUGAACCAGUCGUGGUGGCACGGCCAGAAAACGUCAGGUUUGCUGCUGCACCUUUCGAUGAAAUCCACCAAGACUGAUCUGGUCAGAUAUAAAAUGGUAUGCAAAGGAAAGAAGAUAAUAGCACAAAGCCUAUUGACUAUGACACGCUAGUUGUGAAUUCACCACCACACCUUAGUGUUAGUUUCAAGUAGUUUGGUGUCUUUUGGUAUCGUUUUCUCUCAUCGUGUUGUGUAUACAAAUUUGCUUUGGUUUUAGUGCUCAUGUUAUGUUAUUGACACACUCAAGUUGUACACAAAUCUCCUGUUAUGUCUACAAUGUUAAUUAUUGUCUUUCGUUCA
Messenger RNA from Brassica rapa (field mustard), 1176 nucleotides. RefSeq names its product derlin-2.2. The record is from RefSeq and is a predicted model, not a curated record. NCBI's taxonomy places the organism in Eukaryota, Viridiplantae, Streptophyta, Magnoliopsida, Brassicales, Brassicaceae.